CGGCGUCGCGACGCCGUGGUGCUUUGUGGGGCGGGUAGUUCCGUUUCCUGUGGCGCUGUUGUGGAGGGCAGGGGACUGUGGCGGCGACGGCGGCAGCAGCAGCGACGGCGGAGGAGCCGCCUGGUUGUGGGACUCGGUAUCGGCAGGCCUUGUGGGAUCUGUAGUCUCGGCUGCUUCGGGCCUGCCGGGGGAAGGAGGAGGAGGAGAAAGAGGCGGCAAAAGGCGGCACACGGCGCCGACCAUGCCCGGGUUCACGUGCUGCGUGCCAGGCUGCUACAACAACUCCCACCGGGACAAGGCGCUCCACUUCUACACCUUCCCGAAGGAUGCGGAGCUGCGCCGCCUGUGGCUGAAGAACGUGUCCCGGGCCGGCGUGAGCGGCUGCUUCAGCACUUUCCAGCCCACCACGGGCCACCGCGUCUGCUCCGAGCACUUCCCCGGCGGGCGCAAGACCUACCUGGUGCGCGUGCCCACCAUCUUCCCCCUGCGCGGCGUCAACGAGCGCAAAGGCCACCGCGGGGCCAGGCGCGCCCGCCACGCCCCCGCCGCCGCCGCCUCGGGCGCCGCCGCCGCCGUAGCCGCGGCCGCGGCCGCUCAAGCCGCGGUCUUGCUCACGCUGCAGCAGGAGGGCGGAGCCGCCGAGGUUGGGCCGGGCCUCCGGGCGGCGGCGGGAGGGAGCGGCGGCGGCGGCGUCCCCGGCGGCGAGGACGUCAAGCCCAUCGACCUGACGGUGCAGGUGGAGCUGGGCAAUGCCGCCGCCGCGGCCAUGGUGGGCGCCCCCGUCAGGCUGGCCUUCCUGGCGGACAACGGGCCGCUGGUGGACGGGCCGCCCGACCACUCGUACUCCCUCUCGUCGGGCACCACGUCGGAGGAGCUGCUGCGCAAGCUGAACGAGCAGCGGGACAUCAUCGCCCUGCUGGAGGUGAAGAUGAAGGAGAUGAAGGGCAGCAUCCGCCGCCUCCGCUUGGCCGAAGCCCAGCUCCGCGAGGAGAUCCGCGAGAAGGACCGCCUGCUGCACGCCGCCAGCCUGGGCGGCACGGCCCGCAAGCGCCACGGCCUCUGAGACCGGCCCGCUCCCCCCACCGUGGUCAAGUGCCUUGUAUUGGAGGUGCUUCUCUUACGCAGGGCAGCGGACUGGGCGCCCGUGGACCCACCUGGAAUUGGUUGCGUACAGGGACGGCAACGAAGGUGCAGACUUGGCAGGCAGGAAGCCCUCGUGAUGAGGGCAAACGGUGCUGUGCAGCUUGGUGUGGCAUUGAUGCCCGAGCCACAUUUCUGGCCCCUUUCCAUCAGGUCUGCACUUUGACAGGCGGAGCGCCAGGUCUUAACUUGUCCGCUGACAUCCUUUUCUUCACCUGUCAGGAAGCCCGGGCUCCUGCCUGAGCCAGCCCACGCUUGCUUGGACUCACAUCCUAGCCCUUUACGCAUAUCCCUGCGAGAACUACCCACCAAGACUUGGCUACCAUCGUGUGUGUUUUUUUAAAAAGACAGUCCGGGUUAUUGAUUGCCAGCUGAUGCUGUAACUCCUUAUAUUACGUACUGUUCAAAGCAUGGUGGCAGACGGCAGCUGCUGUGGUACUCUCAGUGGUAUUGAUUCUGUGGGAACUGGUCCAUUUUUAACAUCACUGGGGAAAUGUCUCGAGUAAAACUGGAUGUUUCCGCUAAGUGGGUGUAGGACUAUGAGCUCAUGGCACCAGCAAAUGACAUAUAGUGCGAAGCUAAUUUUGAGGAAAAAUAAGUUACUUUUUAGACAAGCACACUUGGGCUGUAAACCAUUUACUCUGGAGUAGUCUAACUGAAGUCCUACUGGUAUACGUGGCAUUGUACCAGGAUUAUUCUGCAGUAAAUGUCUUGUUGAUUAACGCCUUAGAAA
Molecule: messenger RNA, 1873 nt
Organism: Elgaria multicarinata webbii
Lineage: Eukaryota; Metazoa; Chordata; Lepidosauria; Squamata; Anguidae
Gene: THAP11
Product: THAP domain containing 11
Exons: 1
Coding region: 242-1063 (273 amino acids)
Biological process (GO): regulation of transcription by RNA polymerase II
Cellular component (GO): nucleoplasm
Molecular function (GO): RNA polymerase II cis-regulatory region sequence-specific DNA binding
Source: RefSeq, a predicted model, not a curated record